AUGGAAGCAUCAUUAGCCUUGUCCAUCACGGCCAGCGUGCUUAGAAUUGUCACGAUAAGCGUAGAGGCAGCAAAAAAGCUCAACGAUAUUCGAUGUGCGUGGACACGCGCACCCGUGACGGUCUCAUCGCUAUGUUCGCAGCUGAAGCUCACUGCCGCAUCGCUAUCGCAGAUUCAGUCGCUGCUCCUGAACGAUGACAGUGUGCUAAUGGAUAAACCGGACCUGAUGGCGACAUUUGACACCACGUUGACGGCAAGCUUGGUGCUUUCGACAUGGCUGGAAAAGUACAUUCAGAAGAUUACAAUGGGUAUUUUGGACGGUUCGAAAUCAACCUGGAAGAUGAAGUUCAAGACACUGUGGAAUGAAGACGAGGUCAAAGAGUUGUCGCAGCAACUACACACACAGCAAGGCGCUAUCUCCACCUUGGUGGGUCUAUUGCAAAUAGACUCUAUAUCCGAGAUCAGAACACUCGUUAGGAGACAAGAAGCGCAUCUACGUAGAAUAGCUGCAAACACACAAUUGCUACGACGGACGCAUUCGAUCGACGCACCGGAAUCCAUACUCAGUACAGACAAGACCAAUGACAGCAUAUUCAACAAGCUCGCUGACAGCGAAGACAUUGCAUGUCCUUCCAACGACGGUGGAUUCGAAUCUGUCGUUCUGAGUUCUAAGGUUUACUCCAAGGCUUUCACUGGUAUCCUUGUAUCCCACCCAGGCGAUGAGUUUGACGAUGCGCGCACGAUUAUCGAGGGCGAGGCAGCCAAUGACGAGGCCUUACACACCCCCAGUGUGUCUAAUCUUAUGAGGGUAUCGAACGCUAUGACAUUGGCGGUAAAGAAUCUUCGAAUUUUUGACAUAUGCGCGAUCUGCAAUGUUCACUAUGUUGCUGCGAAUCCCGAAGAACUUACUUUCAAGGAAUGUUGGUACAUUAAGAACAUCAGGAAGAUCGAUGCCAGUCGAUACUCAGGGCAGGUUCUCCAUCACAAGGGUAAACUUUCGCCACCUGGAAUCUUCCACCGUACGAACGUUGUAAUCGCAUUUCAGGUCCGUAAAAGUUUCGUAGCCAGCACUAACCGUACUUUCACCCGACCCACAUCGCGGAUAAAAAAUCUCAUAACAUUUAACAAAGGCGAUAAAUUUGAUAUUCAAGAAAUAGAGCAUAGUCCUCUUUGGAAGGCAAAUAUAUCGGGCGGCAGGACUGAUGGAAUCAUGCGACAUGGAUACAUUUGGGUGGACAUGAUCGACGUGGACAACAGCUUGCGUGAGGAUAUCGAUACUCUACUGCGACACUUCUCGUAUCCACAUCCCAAGAUCGACAGGACUAGCCGUCAAGGGUUUCAGAAGCAGGUCAGAGGGAUAUUUCGAAACUCAUCUUUAACGGAUUGGCAGGAGCUUGGUAAGCUUUGGACUCAUUGUAGCUCCUUGGCGGAACUUCAGGUUUUUACUGAGGAAUUCAGGUGCUGUGAAGAGAAGAAAUUCGGAACAAUGGAACGGGCACAAGCAUAA
Dothidotthia symphoricarpi CBS 119687 is the source of this 1506-nucleotide messenger RNA. RefSeq lists its product as uncharacterized. Lineage: Eukaryota; Fungi; Ascomycota; Dothideomycetes; Pleosporales; Dothidotthiaceae. Bases 1 to 1506 code for a protein of 501 amino acids. The transcript is spliced from 4 exons. The record is from RefSeq and is a predicted model, not a curated record.